AUGUCUUUAGUUAAGCUGGCCCACACCUGUGCGCACUUACAGAAUUGCACUAGAGUGAGACUGUCAUUAACUUCUAUCCCAUAUACGAAGUUACAACUACAGUUCGCUUACAAUCUUUACAAGCAAGGGUUUAUAUCUUCUUUACAGAAGGGUUCGACGAAGGGCCCAGACGAAGAUUAUGUAGAGGUCACCCCCGACAAUAUCUCCACCAGAAGAUUAUGGCUAGGAUUGAAAUACAGAGAGAACAAACCUAUCCUUAAUAAAUUACAACUCAUAUCUAAACCUAGUGUGAGAAUUGUUCUAGGGAAUGAGGAUCUUAAGAAAAUAUGUUCGGGUACUAUUGUAAGAAAUAUUAAACCGUUGCAACCAGGUGAAUUGAUCCUGGUACGUCAUAAUGAUGAAAUUAUGGAUAUAAAUGAUGCUGUAUUUAAGAAAUUAGAUGGUGAAGUCCUAUGCAGAAUAAAUUAA
Maudiozyma barnettii is the source of this 468-nucleotide messenger RNA. It is a transcript of the gene MRPS8, whose product is annotated as mitochondrial 37S ribosomal protein uS8m. The record is from RefSeq and is a predicted model, not a curated record. Bases 1 to 468 code for a protein of 155 amino acids. Lineage: Eukaryota; Fungi; Ascomycota; Saccharomycetes; Saccharomycetales; Saccharomycetaceae. Gene Ontology annotation, biological process: translation. The transcript has a single exon. Gene Ontology annotation, cellular component: mitochondrion; ribosome. Gene Ontology annotation, molecular function: structural constituent of ribosome.